Messenger RNA from Drosophila busckii, 552 nucleotides. RefSeq names its product HIG1 domain family member 2A, mitochondrial. The coding region runs from base 148 to 456 and encodes 102 amino acids. Gene Ontology annotation, biological process: mitochondrial respirasome assembly. NCBI's taxonomy places the organism in Eukaryota, Metazoa, Arthropoda, Insecta, Diptera, Drosophilidae. The transcript has 2 exons. The record is from RefSeq and is a predicted model, not a curated record. Gene Ontology annotation, cellular component: mitochondrion.
GUUUCAAUUCCACUGUCAAUCAUCUGUUUCUAACGCGUAGUUGUAACGGUGUAUGUGUGUGUGAUUGUUUGUCUGAAUGUUAGUGAUGUCGGCGUUGGGAACUGACAUUUAGUUAAAUUGUAGAGCUGUUUUUUAAAUAUUAUUGCAAUGGCAAACAAAGAGCAAGUGCCCUUAUCCGGCGACGACUUGGACUGGAUUCAGCUGCGCCAAGAUCUAGGACCACAUGUUGAAAUAGAAACCACUAGAGAGAAGCUAGAGCGCAAAAUCAAGGAGAACCCUUUGGUGCCGAUUGGAUGCCUGGCCACGACAGCUGCAUUAACAGCUGGACUGUAUAAUUUUCGCACCGGCAAUCGGAAAAUGUCCCAAUUGAUGAUGCGCACACGUAUUGGCGCACAAGGAUUCACUGUGCUGGCUUUGAUAGUGGGCGUAGUGUAUACCUAUGGUGAUAAGAAAUAAAACAAAUGUAGAAUAUUUAGCUUAUGACAUGGGUAUGGAGCACAUAUUAUAUACUAUAUACUGAGUACACUAAUUAAAGAAAUAUAACACUUGGUU